AUGAUUGCCAGAACCGCUGCCAGAGCCCUCAGAGCCAGAUCAGCUCCCUGUGCCAUCCGUGGCCUCCAGUCGUCCUCCGUGAUGAGACUCGCCAACCAAGACCACCCAGAAGAAUUGGUCAACUUGAACGAAUUGCCCAGAAGACAGCCUACUGACAUCCACGUCCCAUUGGUUAACCCAGCAGAAAAGUACAAGGUGCAGAUCGAAGAGUUGCAUAAGUUCGGCAAGUACGUGAUGGCAUGCAUGCCCAAAUAUAUCCAGCAGUUCUCUGUCUGGAAGGACGAGUUGACCAUAUACGUGGCACCCUCUGCAGUCAGACCAGUGUUGUCUUUCUUGAAGAACCACACCUCAGCCCAGUUCAAGUCUGCAGUCGACGUCACUGCUGCCGACUACCCCUCCAGAACCAACAGAUUCGACGUGGUCUACAACUUGUUGUCUGUUCGUCACAACUCCAGAAUCAGAGUCAAGACCUACGCCAGCGAGACCAGCUCUGUUCCCUCCAUUGUUCCGCUCUUCCAGGGUGCCAACUGGUUCGAGAGAGAGACCUACGACUUGUUCGGAAUCUUCUUCGAGGGCCACCCCGAUUUGAGAAGAAUCAUGACUGAUUACGGUUUCGAGGGCCAUCCUUUGAGAAAGGACUUCCCUACCACCGGUUACACCGAAGUCAGAUACGAUGAGGAGAAGAAGAGAGUUGUUUACGAGCCAUUGGAGUUGACCCAGGCCUGGAGAAACUUCACUGUUGGUUCCUCUGUUUGGGAACAGGUUGGUGAAGGUAAGGACUUCACUCCUGAAUCAUUCAAGUUGCCAACUCCUGAGCCAGAACCACAAGAGCCAGAAAAGAAGUAA
This is a messenger RNA of Suhomyces tanzawaensis NRRL Y-17324, 846 nucleotides long. RefSeq names its product Ali1p (gene ALI1). Bases 1 to 846 code for a protein of 281 amino acids. The transcript has a single exon. Gene Ontology annotation, molecular function: NADH dehydrogenase (ubiquinone) activity. The record is from RefSeq and is a predicted model, not a curated record. Lineage: Eukaryota; Fungi; Ascomycota; Pichiomycetes; Serinales; Debaryomycetaceae.